Serpula lacrymans var. lacrymans S7.9 is the source of this 741-nucleotide messenger RNA. RefSeq lists its product as uncharacterized. NCBI's taxonomy places the organism in Eukaryota, Fungi, Basidiomycota, Agaricomycetes, Boletales, Serpulaceae. Bases 116 to 634 code for a protein of 172 amino acids. The transcript has 6 exons. The record is from RefSeq and is a predicted model, not a curated record.
AAUAUCUGGUGGUAAGAACCGGGGAUGCGAGCGUUCCAGACAUUGGAGCUAUCUUGAACGUUGCUUAAGUUUUGCCCUAAAUCAUCCCGUCACAAUUUCUCAACAGCUAUCUCCCAUGCUGACGUCUCUUGGUGAAUCAUUGGCACUGAGACAGCUGUCUGCAGAGCAUGUGAAAGAAACAGAUGACUACAGAAAGCUAUCGCUAAACAUUCUGGUUGCCUUUCUCGCCCUUCAUUCGAUAUCCGGCUCGCAUGUGCUGUCAGGGCUUACUCUUGCUCUCGUCUUAUACACGGUCAGCCUACACAUGGCAUGCAGGAACCUCACUGGCGCUUGCGAGCAACUUGACCCGCACAUAUUCUCGUUCCUCAACGCCAUUCCGGGUUUGGGAAUUUCAGUCAUAACGUGUAUUGAAUUAUUUCGUGUGAUGAGCUCUCCCACAGCCGCAGUAUUUGUGAUAUUGGCCUGCUUUGUACCACCGUUGACUCUGGUUGCUCACCGCUUCUGUGCUGGAGCAAGGCAAAAUAACGCGGGCCCACGUUCACUCACUACCGACAUGGAAGUCGGUAUGAGAAGUAGUACGUGCAGCGAUCGGAUGAGCGUUAACAUUCCAAAACAAAAACCAUCGGGUUCUUAGAGACUCAACCUUUUAUUUGCGAUCUUCAAAGUCAUGUCAACGGUGUGUUACUAUUUAAAUGUAUAUUCUUGUUUAGUAGCAGUAGGGACGUCUGGUGCAGAAGAUCG